This is a messenger RNA of Acanthoscelides obtectus, 559 nucleotides long. NCBI's taxonomy places the organism in Eukaryota, Metazoa, Arthropoda, Insecta, Coleoptera, Chrysomelidae. The record is from the annotation of a GenBank genome assembly.
AUUGAAACUACCCUUAGUUUACUGAAGAUGGUUUCAUUGAGGAAACUAUAGAGAAUUUCAACAAACUUGUGCCAUAAAGUGAUUUUGUGAUAAGAAUAUUACAGCUUGCCUUACUACAAAAACAGUAGACCAAUCAGCAAAGAUGGAGGCGCUACCUGUAUGUUCAAUAUGCAACAAAUUAAUAACAUCUGAUCUGAGGAUUGUCAAGUCCAAAGCCAUUCUCAGGAUAAUAGAUGCCAGUAAAAGAAGACAAGAUGGAAAAUUUAAAAUUAUUGAAAAGUGUUCGGAGGUCAGGAUUCGUAUCAACUGCCACGGCAAUUACAUCAGAGACAGGUGUAUCCAGGCGACAGAACGGUCAGUGAAGAAGACAAGCAAUUCAAAACGCGGGGCUCCUACGUUUGACUUUAAACAAGGGCAUUUCUUUUGCGAGACGGAUGCCUCUAAUGCUUACAUUGACAAAACCAAAAAGAUAUCCAGAUCGCUAUCUGACUGUACAUUCUGUGAGGGACGGCCAAGUAAAAAUUAAUUUUUUAAACAAAAUUUCAACUCAAUUAGCUGG